This is a messenger RNA of Symbiodinium sp. CCMP2592, 1278 nucleotides long. The record is from the annotation of a GenBank genome assembly. Lineage: Eukaryota; Dinophyceae; Suessiales; Symbiodiniaceae.
AUGGCAAUCGCCCGGCGGUCUCCCAAAGAUCCGUCGCCCGCCGAGAUCGACGAACACCGCGCAGCGGGGCAUGUUACGCACCGUUCCUGGUGCAUACACUGCUGCAGGGCCCGUGCUGGGGCCCCACGACAUGCGACCGGCGAGGCUGCGGACCACGACGCUGGUAGGUUGCCCUACGUUUCACUAGACUACUUUUACCUGAACUCUGGCCAAGAAAAGAGCGAGAGUGAGGGAGUGCUGCCUUGUUUGGUAGUGAAGUGUCACAAAACUGAUAGGUAUUGGUCUACAGUAGUGCCGCAAAAGGGUACUGACCUUUACGCUGUAGAGUGGCUAAAGCGCUGCUUGAACGAAACAGGUUUUAAGGAAGUUUGUUUGAAAAGCGACAACGAGAACCCCAUCGUGGCGCUGAAGAAGAAGGUGAAAGAGGAGAUGAGUUUGAAGGUGCACCUCGUUGAGGUGCCGGUGGAGGACCACCAAGCAAAUGGAUACAUUGAGGUGGGCGUGCGUGAGAUGAAGCGGCAGGUCCGGGCGAUUCUCUCGGACUUGCAAGAGCGGCUUGGUUUCGAUAUCGAGCCGGCCCAUCCAUGCAUGAUGUGGCUUCCGCGCCACGCUGCCUACCUGCUUUCUCGGUUCCGCGUGGGAGCGGACGGCCGGACGCCUUACGAGAGGACGUUCGGAAGGAAGUGGAAAGCUCCACUUGUGAGCUUCGGCGAGCCCGUGCUCUUUAGGCCGAGGCAGCCGCGAGACGGCAGGAAACACGACCUAGAGCCCAGGGUUAGCAUGGGCAUGUUCGUGGGGGUUGGCGCCAACAACGACGUGUUCAUCAUGACAGAACGGGGUGUUGUGAAGGGCGCCUCGAUCAUGCGCCGGCCUCCUGCGGACCAGUACAAGUACGAGAACUGGAGCAAACUCCGAGGUGUUCCUUGGAGGCUCCAGGCCCGAGAGCCAGGAGAGCUUCGGGUCGACCUGCCUGCGGUGGUUGGACAGCCGAGGCGUGCGCCGCAGGAGGAAGUGGUUCCGAGGAACCUGUACGUUCUAAAGAGCGACCUGGAGAGGCACGGCUACACGCCGCUGUGCCCGGGCUGUGAAGCCCUGAUCUGCGAUAUGCGGAACUUCAGAAGACUGAAGAUGGAAAGGCGCGCAUUGAUUGAUGCGGCCAGGGCCCGGCUUGACGCCGGGAGGAGGCCCAAGAACCAAGGAGGGGCUCCAGCAGCUGCGGCCGCGGCCAACGCACCUGUGUUGGUCCGCGCGCCGGAGCCACCCAAAGAAUCUUCUUAG